Cheilinus undulatus (humphead wrasse) is the source of this 5831-nucleotide messenger RNA. RefSeq names its product solute carrier family 29 member 3 (gene slc29a3). NCBI's taxonomy places the organism in Eukaryota, Metazoa, Chordata, Actinopteri, Labriformes, Labridae. Gene Ontology annotation, molecular function: nucleoside transmembrane transporter activity. Gene Ontology annotation, biological process: nucleoside transmembrane transport. The coding region runs from base 338 to 1747 and encodes 469 amino acids. Gene Ontology annotation, cellular component: Golgi apparatus; plasma membrane. The record is from RefSeq and is a predicted model, not a curated record. The transcript is spliced from 7 exons.
UGUCAGCUGACCAGAAGUGCUGCUGGCUGUGAAAUGGAUUUCUGUGUUUCUGUGUCGGAGUUACAUUUUUUUAGCAAAGACAGAAGCCACAACAACACGGGAAUCUCCAAGUGAACACUAAGCAUCACAGGGUCUGGAUUAUUGUGCUGAUCUCUAUCAGGCACAGCACCAAAGUCCCUGCAGACAAUGGCUUCACGAGAAACAGUCUGCCCUUUACACUCUGAACAAGAAUAACUCUCUGUUUAACACUUUCUGUCUUGGUGUUCAUCCUUUCUCUCUGCCUUCUUUUUCCUCCUUCAUCCUUGCUUUGUGAGUAUUCUGUGUUCUGUCUGUAAACAUGGAUGGCACGGAGCCUGUGCAGCCUAGUCUGAACUCCGCCUACAUCCCAUCUGCAAACCACCAUGUAUCCGAGGACGAGGAGAGCGAGGAUACGAGUCCCUCUGCGUCCCUCCUGCCCAAACAUUCAUCAGUUCCCCUGGCUGUUCGCUACAGUCCAGAGGACUCGUACAAUCUGGUGUACAUCAUUUUCUUUCUGAUGGGCAUCGGCUCACUGCUUCCCUGGAACUUCUUCAUCACAGCCAAACACUACUGGCUCUACAAGCUGAGCAACAACACUAAUGAUGCGAGCGGCAGGGAGCAACAUUCGCCGCUAAGUGACUACUUUGAAAGCUAUCUGACCAUAGCCUCCACAGUGCCCUCUGUGUUGUGUCUGAUACUCAACUACUUCCUGGUGAACAGGAUGUCUGCACAAGUGCGGAUCCUGUCAUCUCUUUUUGUGAUCCUGGUGGUCUUCAUUUUGACCACGGCGCUGGUGAAGGUGGACGUGUCGGACUGCAGGGUGGAGUUCUUUGCUGGCACACUAGCUUGUGUGGCUAUCGUCAGCGGAGCCUCAAACCUUUUCUCUGGCAGCGUGUUUGGAAUCAGUGGGCAUUUCCCCAUGAGGAUUUCCCAGGCUCUCAUAUCAGGUCAGGCCAUGGGGGGCACACUGAGUGCUGUAGCAUCAAUAGUAGACCUGGCAGUGGCAAAGGAUGUGACAGACAGCGCUCUGGUUUACUUCCUGACAGCUGACAUCUUCAUUCUGCUCUGCAUCAUCACAUAUCUCCUGCUCCCCAAGCUGGCAUACUCAAGACACUACAUGCUUGCAGCAUCAAGCAGCAGCCCAGGUGUGAUAAAUGAUGGAGGAGCAGCAGCAGCCAGCAGCAUCCCUCCUCUGCAGCCCAUCCUCAGAAAGACGUGGGUGCUCGGCCUGAGCGUCUUCUACGUCUUCUUCGUCUCCAUCAUGGUCUUCCCUGCCAUCUCUUCGGGGAUCCAGUCCGUUCACAAUGACAGCGGCAGCCCCUGGACAACCACAUAUUUCAUUCCUCUCACCAGUUUCCUCUUGUACAAUGUAGCUGACUUCUGUGGCAGGCAGGCCACAGCCUGGCUGCAGCUCCCCGGUCCCACCAGCCGAGUCCUGCCUCUGCUUGUGUUAAGUCGCACCAUCAUAGUGCCACUUCUUAUGUUCUGCAACUACCAGCCAAGAGACCAUAUCCACACUGUGUUUUUCACCCAUGACAUUUACCCUGUAGUCUUUAACUGCCUGUUAGGCCUCUCCAACGGCUACCUAGGCACUCUGCCGAUGAUCUACGGCCCUAAGGUGGUACCUCGAGAACUGGCGGAGGCCACAGGAGUGGUCAUGUCCUUCUUCCUCACUUUAGGACUGGCUGUUGGGUCUGCUUUCUCUGUUCUACUUGUGCACAUCAUCUGAGCAGGCUCCUAAGCACUCACAUCAUCAGAAACAGGGGUACAAGUGAACUCUACAGCAGAUAGGAGCUGGACAGUCGAGUCAGUGAGCUGUCAGCUGAUUAAAAACAAAGAGAAGGAGAGCAAGUCUCCUUCCGUGAGGGAACGUGCUGCUAAUAUUGUUCUCAUAUCAGAUUUACCAUAAGAAUAAACUUCAUCAUGCCUUACAGUAGCAUUAAUUGUUAUACCACAGUUGUGAUUCUCAACUGGUUUAACCUGAGGACCCACCACUUCCUUCGUGUCAAAUCACAUCCAAAAUUUUCCCAAAAUUUUCCCAUUUAUUUGAUAAGUGAUUUUGCAGUUUGGAGCUUACACCAUGUCCCAACAGCAUGUGAGCGUUAGACAUUGUGUCACAUUGUACACUCACUUGCUGUCCGCAUUGCACCCUUAAAAAGAAGUGUCUGUCUAGGAAAUUUUAGUUUCAGCUUGUAAAAAAUAGGACAUCUAGCACUUUUAUUUUAAGAGCAGAGAAACAGAUGGGGGGUUUGUAUUGACGAGCUUUGAUCUGAAUAGUUUUUCCUCUGUGUUUACACAGGUCAGAACACAAUAAAUGUCUCACAGGGAAGCAGAUAUAAGUAGUGCACAGCUUUCUCCACUUUGUAAAACAUGCUAACUACUCUGCAGAGUGAGGAAAGUGAAAGAAAACCAAGGAAAUAUUUCUGUCCAACACUCCUUGUGCCUUGUCAUCUUCCUCUUCUGUUGAUUUUUGCCUAUCUCAAUGUGAGCAACAGAAAAGAAAAUAGGAACUGAGGAAAAUGUUGCGCUGUACUACAUCGGUAUGAAUCAGUGUAGUCAACCUGAUUUCAUCGCUGCCUAGGGGGGCCAGUAUCAUUGGCAUGAUAUCUGUAUCGGACAAUACCAGUUUUAACUGUCGAUUUCCCUGCUCCUCUCUCAGCUCCACUUGACUCAGCCUCUCUUUGCACCAGAGACACAUGGUGUUCUUUCCGAUAUAAAAAGAUGUGUGUAUAUUGGUAUCAGAGAAAAUGAGGUUGGAAUAAUUGUCAUAUUUUAUAUAGGCAAAAAUUCAAUGUUUUGCAAUCCUAGACAUCUAGUUAGGACAUGGUGUCAGAUGGACCAAAUCAUAUAAAAACAAACAUGUUUUAAAAGCAGAUAUUCAGGGAGGAUAUGCAUGCAUGGAUACAUUUUAUUUUCACUAUUUUCCCUUGAUAAUAUUUGCAUUUUGGUUGUUUUCUAAAAAUCUCAAGAAAUUAAAGGUACUAUGUGUAAAAAUGGAAAUAUUAAAGCCCAGUUCAGACCAGAUAUUUGCGACGGGACAAUGCAGUUUUAGAAUGUCGCUGCCAAUGGUUGCAGCCUUAUGAACUGAGCCUUUGCAGCUCGAAGAAAGCCGUCUGAUGCUGUUGCCUGCAGUUCAGCUUGUCAAGUUGCAUUCAGCCGGUUGCAGGGUGUUGCAAGCAGAUAAACCAGAAGAAGGGAAGUAGAAAUAUUGAAAAGGCUCUCGUUUUUGCUGCUCUGGUCAUUAGCAGGAUGUGCUGCACUAUAUGAUUUAAUACAUGUAGGAGCUAGAUACAUCAGUGAAAUUUUUUUUUAUCUUCUUUAUAACAAGACUGAGCUAGCAAAGCACUUUCAUGUUUAUAUGUGCCGUGAAACUUCGCUACCGUGCUACGAUGACGACAUAGUAAUGCACAGGAAUCAAACAGCCUGACGUUAUGCACUAUCAUGAUGAAAAAGAUGCAUGGAAAACAGUUUAUGUGCAAGACUGUUCCCAUCGUUGAGAAAGAUUUAGAUAGAUUAAUUCGCCGUACCUUCAGAAAUAAAUCACAGAGUGACUGUGAGAAACUGCUAUGGAAAUACUGACAGGUGACAGAGUGGCACAUUGCAAGCUCGUUUGAGCUCGUCUCGUCAUGAAUGUUUGGUCUGAACUGAGCUUUAGAGACAUCUAACUGUCAGAUCCUAGACUGCAACACUCACUCCUGGAGGUAACAGUGCCAAACACUGGAAUUUAAACAAACCAUAACUGUGAAAUGGUCCCAUGUAAGAACAUGGUGGUGCAAGUUGGUGGAGUCCACGGAGUGGGACCCCUUAUGUAUACAUAACAGACUUAAUAUAAGUUUAUUAAGAUGCAAUGAUUUUUUUUAUGUUUUCAGGUGAUUAAACACCAAUUUAAACAUACUUGUGAGAAUUGUGUACCAUUAAAUGCUACGAAAUACUUCACACUGUACCUUUAACAGAUUAGCAUGGGGAAACCAACUUUGUUUCCCAAGAUAAUUUAGUUCAGAUCUUUAGAAAACAACAAAUAUUUGUUUGUUAUUAAAGCAAAAUGGAGCAAAAGAAAAUAUAUGGAUGCAUUUCAGCUUAGGGCCUCGUUAUAUCAGAGACUUUUUGCUGCAGUUUUUUUUCCCAGGACAACAUUCACAACCUGAAAGUAGCUUUGCAACAGGGCUGGAAUUGGACUUUUUUUCUACCUGCCACUGAGGCUGGUGAAUUAAAAAAUCUACAAGCCAUAAGCAUUUUUUACCAGCCCUCUUUUUUAACAAGCAGCAUUAUUUAAAAAGGUUCAAUAUAAUAAUAAGGCUUAUAGUAUUUAAGUUAUGGGGUCUUUAAUGUGGGUUGGUGCAUAAAUAAUCCUAAACAUCGCUCAUUUUAAACCUCUUUUUAGGACCACUUUGUUCUGUAUUAUUCAGCCAUGCAGAUGUUGGCAAUGCUUCUACAGUGACACCAAAUUCAUAGGCAUUUUCCUAUAUCAUGAGCGUAAGACUUGCUAUUUUGUGUGCAAAAAAUUUCUGCCGUUUCACACCAGAAAUUCAGGCUUUGUUUAGCCACUUUGGACUUGUGACAAGCAAGACAUUGUUAACAGAUGCACCAGUUGCAGUGGGAGACUGCUCUCAUGAUACUGAGUCAGACAUCCCAGCAUACAGCUGCCUGUCAACAUUUGACAGCAGCUCUGACACAGGGGGAGGGAGGCAGGGUUUCUUGGUCAGUGAGUAUGUAGGUCUGUUCUGCUUUUCUUAUUGUCAGUAAGAACAAGCAGAAAAAGUGAUUUAAUUAAUGCUGUUUACUCUGACUAAAUCACUGUUGGGUUAGGCUACUUUUAUUUACCUGCCCCAGUGGCUGGUAAGUUGGGCAGAUUCACUUGACACUGUGCUAAAGUACGUGCAUUUGGCUGGUGGCGGGUGCUAAUUUUCCACCCCACUCUGCAACCAAUAUUUAUAUAUUGUCAAGUCGAGAACAACUACAUUAAAGUAUUCAGGUGCUCCUUGGAUGCUUGAGUUCCCACGUAGGGGUGUUUUUCUUCUCAUGCAUGGUGUAUUUGUGAGCUUUGAAGUUGUACUGUGAAAAAACAGAUGGCACAAAAUGUAUGUAUCAUUUUAUGACUUCAGAUUUUUCUAAGUCAUUUUGUUUACAGCAACAAACGGUACUGACUUAACACCAUAUUGCGCAUUAUACAUGGGGAAAAUUGGCGAGAAAUAUGAGGUACUUAACCAUCAACACAUUUCCUUUCAUACACCAUCUUUCUGCUAAAUAUAAAAGAACUGCAGCACUUGCAGCCUUGCAUACUCCAUGUACAGAGGCUGUGGUGCUCCUAUAAAAUGUUUCCAUUUGAGGAUCCUGUUUUCCAAUUUCUGAUAAAUGGGUUGUUUACACUUGUAAAGGUCUUAAUGCGAGGAAGUGGUUCUCCAAGCUAAAAAUGCAAUCAGUGCAGUCCAUAGGGGUCUCUUGUACAUUUUUUUUUUACAUGUAUCUUGUGUAAGGGGAGAAUAUUUGUGCCAACUGAAGUCAGAGGGAUAUUUUUCAGUUCAACUUGAAGAGGCCAAAGUAGCAUCACAUCCUGAGGGAUAGAACUGAACAAAGAUGUGACUAAAUCUUGUAGAUCAGUGCCAUCUGUUAACCUUAAAGCUUUAUAAACCAAACAUUUUCUGUUAUGACUCUUUGAUAUCUGUAUUUUAUAAUGGUACACUUGAUAAAGUUAGUCCUUAGAGACAUUCAUGUGGGAAAUGCAUUAUAGGUAUACUCUUCAAACUGCGUGUAACUGAUGACUGUUUUUCAAAUGACAGUUUUGUAAUUUUACAUCUGCACAAUAAAAGACAACU